This is a messenger RNA of Gymnodraco acuticeps, 543 nucleotides long. RefSeq names its product NADH:ubiquinone oxidoreductase subunit B7 (gene ndufb7). Gene Ontology annotation, cellular component: mitochondrion. The coding region runs from base 103 to 471 and encodes 122 amino acids. The transcript has 4 exons. Lineage: Eukaryota; Metazoa; Chordata; Actinopteri; Perciformes; Bathydraconidae. The record is from RefSeq and is a predicted model, not a curated record.
CACUUGGCAAGAGGGGAAGUGUUUCUGGGAGGGACCUCUCCGCUGUUUAUUUCCGGUGAAAGGCGGAGGUGGCUUGUGGAGUGUAUAAUCAUCGUUGUUGCCAUGGGAGCUCACCUGGUAAGACGGUAUGUCACCGAGACGGACACCGAGCCGGACCCGACCAAGAAGUACGAGUUCGACCCCCAGUUCGGCUUUGAAGAGAGGGAAGCGAGAGAGAUGGUAGCCACCCAGGAUCAGAUGAACUUGGCCCAGCUGCCUCUGGAGCAGAGGGACUACUGUGCCCAGCACCUCCUGAAGUUCAUGAAGUGCAAGAGGGACACCUGGCCCAACUUCCUGGCCUGCAAGGAUGAGAGACACGACUGGGACUACUGCGAACACCAGGACUACGUGAUGCGUAUGAAGGAGUACGAGAGAGAGAGGAGGCUCCAGCUGAGGAAGAAAAGAAUCCAGUCUCAGCCUGAAGCUGCAUGAUCACAGCUGAUGCUUCUUCUCUGUAUAUAUGUGCCGCUGUCCACAAUAAACACGAUUGUUUAACCUCUACAA